Molecule: messenger RNA, 1320 nt
Organism: Phlebotomus papatasi
Lineage: Eukaryota; Metazoa; Arthropoda; Insecta; Diptera; Psychodidae
Gene: Art8
Exons: 3
Coding region: 123-1247 (374 amino acids)
Biological process (GO): peptidyl-arginine methylation
Cellular component (GO): nucleus
Molecular function (GO): protein-arginine N-methyltransferase activity
Source: RefSeq, a predicted model, not a curated record
AGUGUUGUGCGUGAAGUUGGCUGCGAUUGAACUGUCAAUUGCACGUGUUUUUGUGUACUGCGUUGUGUAUUUUCCAAUUUCCUUCAUUAAAACUGUGUUUAAGGUGAAUUUUCCAGUGCAAAAUGAAGGAGACUACCAGAGAGACUGCUACAGAUGAAUAUUUUCUGAGCUAUGAGAAUUUGGAGAUUCAUGAAUUAAUGCUUGGAGAUGAAGCCAGAACUGGAGCUUAUCGGGAUGCCAUCCUGCAGAAUGAAGCACUCUUUAGAGACAGGACUGUAAUGGACAUUGGAUGUGGCACGGGGAUCUUGUCUCUGUUUUGUGCCAAAGCCGGUGCAAAGAGAGUCUUUGCCGUGGAAGCCAGUAAUGUAGCAAAUUUAGCAGAAGAAAUUGUUUCUGAGAAUGAUUUUGGAGAGAUUAUUGAGGUAUUUCACGGGAAAGUUGAAGAUUUUAAGUUACCUGAGGGAGUGGAAGGGGUAGAUAUUAUUGUAUCCGAAUGGAUGGGAUUCUACUUAGUGCAUGAAAGCAUGUUGGAAUCCUAUUUGUUUGCCCGGGAUAAUUUCCUGAAAAAGGAUGGGCUGAUGUUUCCGGACACAGCAUCAAUUUAUACUGCUCCAUGUCAACUUCCUCAAAUGUUUGAGGUGUGGGAGGAGUUUUCUGGCGUGAGAAUGGCAUCAUUUGGUCAAAGAUUGCGAGCUCAGAAAUCCAUCAAACCAGAAAUCAUGCAGUUGCAUCCUUCGCAAUUGUUGCAUUCCGGUGAAUUACUGGCAUGGAUUGACCUCAAGACUGUGACUAGGGAAGAUGUAGAUGAUAUCAGUGAGACAUUUUUGAUGCUGGCGCAAGAUUAUGGUAAUUUUCAAGGUGUCUGUAUUUGGUUUGAAUGCACCUUUCCGUCGGUGGGAGACAAUCUUCCCAUAACACUGAGCACAAGUCCAAGAGCUGAGGCAACUCAUUGGAAACAGACAGUCAUCGUCCUUCCGGACACUUCAAUUCUCACAGUUGAGCCAAACGAAGCGAUGGCCUAUGAGCUGUCUAUCAAGCGCAAUCCAUCAUCAGCUAGAGGGUACACUCUUCAGCUUGAUCAAAUUGAUGCCGAUGAAGUGGACCAUCCGAUUCCCUGCGAUUGCAUACUGACAAAGUGUAUUGUUCUCAAGACUCACUUGAAGAGACUGGAAGGUGGUGAAGCAGAAAUUGAGGUAGAUGAGGAGAAUGGAGAGUCUGACAAUGAAGAAGUAUCCCCCAGCAAAUGAAAAGACAUCAAGUACAAUAAAACGUUGUAUUUUUUCAAAGAAAUAAAGUUUAUUUUCCUAUUUUAUUCUAAAA